Molecule: messenger RNA, 1206 nt
Organism: Pichia membranifaciens NRRL Y-2026
Lineage: Eukaryota; Fungi; Ascomycota; Pichiomycetes; Pichiales; Pichiaceae
Exons: 1
Coding region: 8-1063 (351 amino acids)
Biological process (GO): purine nucleoside catabolic process
Cellular component (GO): cytosol
Molecular function (GO): purine nucleosidase activity
Source: RefSeq, a predicted model, not a curated record
AUCCGAAAUGACUAACACUGGCAGAAUUCCUGUGUGGCUGGAUUGUGAUCCGGGCCAAGAUGAUACAGUUGCAAUAAUCAUUGCAUGCUAUAGCGUACAUUUUGACCUCCUCGGAAUAUCGACUGUUCAUGGAAACGUGUCCCUGCAGAACACCACAUGCAAUGCAUUGAGGGUCUUGACAGCCAUCGGUAAAACUGAAAUUCCUGUUUAUCCAGGAGAAGCCAAACCGCUGGAUAACUACGCUGAGGUUUUCGCAGCGGACGUCCACGGUAAGACCGGUCUCAAUGGGUCCAACUUAUUGCCUGUCUCUAGAAUGAAGCCUAGAAAUAAGUCGGAUUUUUUCCCACAUCUAGCUCGGGUGAUUGAGGAGAACGAAGGUAGGCUUAACAUUGUUGCAACCGGUCCGCUCACAAAUAUAGCCACAUUUUUCAAGCAAUACCCACAUUUGAGGAGUAAGAUCAACUGGUUGUCUGUCAUGGGAGGAGGAUUUGAGGUGUUCAACAUCAACGGGAAUGCAGAGUUCAAUUAUUUCUGUGACCCUUUUGCAGCUAAAGAAAUUGUGCAAGACGACAUUUUAUCCAGAAGAAUGAUCCAGGCCUCUCUAGAUAUAACCAGCAAAGUGUUCAUUUCGAGCAGUAUCCAGGAGGGAGUUCUAGAUGGGAAAGACGUGGAGCAAGCGUCUAAUUUUCGGGCAAUGAUGUACGAACUCAUCGAUUCUUUCAACAAGAGGAUGCUAGCAAAGAAACUCCCCGAUUACAAGGGGCCGGUAAUCCACGAUCCUGUUGCGCUAGUAGCGCUUUUGCAGUUUUUAGGCGUAACAAACGAGUUGGAGUUUACGUACGAAAGAAGAACCUUUGGAGUGAGCAUAGAGCCAGCAUCAUAUGGAACAAUAACCGGAGCAAAGAAAGAUGAACAGAACGGGAUUUACGUUUUAAAGGACCUCAGUGUUAGCAGAUUUUGGCAGGAGGUAUUGGCGGUGUAUGAUGCGGCGGACAAAAAUGCGUACAUGAAUUCGAUUCCCCGAGAAGAGCUCAUCGAGGAAUCCGUUUUGGGAGACUGCUAACUAGACAACAUUUAUAGAUAGAUUGUAGAGUGAUGGACGGAUCGCUUAAGCCACGGCAAACGUAUGGAUCAACCUUAUUUCCAGGCGAGAUGCCUUCCCGAUUGGGAAACAGGGGUCUUUGCCGAGGGUCGCUAUCAAUAGAG